AUGGAUCCUCAUGAGAAGCACGUCUCGACGACUGAAUAUCAUUCAGAGCCUCACUCUGCUCCCGAAGCAGCAGCCCUCCCACACGGCUGGAAACACAAGCCGAUCUUUCGCAAUCUGCCUCACUAUGCCUCUCCUCAGGUUCAGCUCACGAUUGUGGCAUUCGUGUGCUUUCUCUGCCCUGGUGAGUCCGUUCAGGCAACGUAUAGAACGUAUACGUCGUGGGGCGUUCGCUGCAUUCUUGGAAAAAUCAUGGCCGCUAUUGACAAAGUCUAGGCAUGUUCAACGCCCUUAAUGGCCUUGGCGGCGCCGGUCAAGUCAGCGACAAUGUCUACAUCAGCGCGAAUGGCAACAGUGCUCUCUACGCGACCUUUGCGGUGGUUGGAUUCUUUGCAGGAAGUGUAACGAGUCAGUACAGCUACAAUUAUUCCUCCUCUCUUCCUCCGAUAUCUGCUGACAUAGCCCUAGAUGCGCUUGGUGUGAAACCCGCUCUGUGCUUUGGCGGCAUAGGAUAUUCGAUCUAUGUCUCUUCGUACAUCUGCUAUUGGUACACGAAGAACACAGGAUACGUUAUCUUCUCCGGUGCCCUGCUGGGCGCCUGUGCAGGCGUGCUUUGGAGCGCACAAGGACAGAUUAUGAUGUCCUAUCCUCCUGAAGCCGCGAAGGGUCGAUACAUUUCUGCAUUUUGGGCUAUCUUCAACCUUGGAGGUGUCAUUGGAAGCUUGGUAUGGAGCAUGAGCUGCGACACAUAGAGAGGAGGGGAGGCAAGAAGCUGACCACGUCCAGGUUCCCCUCGCACAAAACAUACAUGGGUCAAGUACCGGCGGAGUAAAUGUGGGAACCUACAUCGGCUUUCUCGUCCUCACCUUUGCUGGCGCAUGCUUAGCUUGGAUUCUCGUGGACGCCAGACAAGUCGUGCGAACCGACGGGUCCCGCAUUAUCCUUAUGAAGAAUCCUACCUGGAAGUCCGAGCUAAUGGGCCUAUGGGAGACCCUCUUCACGGACCCAUAUAUCCUAUGCCUAUUCCCCAUGUUCUUUGCCUCCAACUGGUUCUACACCUAUCAAUUCAACGAUGUCAAUCUAUACUUCAAUGUACGCACCAGGGCUUUGAACGACGUUCUCUACUGGCUAGCCCAAAUCUUUGGAGCGAUUAUCUUUGGUUAUGGUCUGGAUUCGACGAAGCUUCGACGUACGUCUCGUGCCAUCAUCGCUUGGUUUGCACUUCUGGCCCUGACAUUCGGUGUCUGGGGCGGAGGUUAUGUCUUUCAAAGAGGCUACACUCGAAAUGAUAUCGAUAAGAAUGGUCACGUCGGUGGUGGCGGCGACUGGAACGACGACGGUUAUGUUGGACCGAUGUUCUUGUACAUCUUCUACGGGUUCUAUGAUGCAGCGUGGCAGACUUGCGUCUACUGGUAAGCCCCACCUCCAAAUGCACACCUCGCCUCAUGUUGACUUUCAUCAGGUUCAUGGGAGCUUUGACAAACAACGGUCGAAAGCUCGCCAACUUUGCUGGAUUCUACAAAGGUAUUCAGUCCGCAGGAGCUGCCAUUGUCUGGCGCCUUGAUGCCCUCGACGUUCCAUACAUGAACUUGUUUGCUUCUUGUUGGGCGCUACUCGCGGCAAGCCUUAUCAUUGCGGCACCCGUGAUGGUCUGGAAGAUCAAGGACACUGUCUCUCUGGAAGAAGAUCUCAGAUUCACCGACGAAACGGCUGAAGAUGUGAUACCACGGGCGAUCCCGACGGGGAAGCACGGACAUAUCGACGAUUUUGCGGACAGGGAUGCUGUGUGA
This is a messenger RNA of Lecanosticta acicola, 1787 nucleotides long. NCBI's taxonomy places the organism in Eukaryota, Fungi, Ascomycota, Dothideomycetes, Mycosphaerellales, Mycosphaerellaceae. The record is from the annotation of a GenBank genome assembly.